Colletotrichum orchidophilum is the source of this 420-nucleotide messenger RNA. RefSeq lists its product as uncharacterized. The record is from RefSeq and is a predicted model, not a curated record. Bases 1 to 420 code for a protein of 139 amino acids. NCBI's taxonomy places the organism in Eukaryota, Fungi, Ascomycota, Sordariomycetes, Glomerellales, Glomerellaceae. The transcript has a single exon.
AUGCGACGUUUCGAUACCAGCCUGGGAAACAGACUGUCAUUGCACGCCCCCCCCUCUUCUUGGUGUAUUCUUCCACCCACCCCUCCCAGGCCCCAGUAUUCUCCCGCACAAGCCCUCCCCCCUCCCCAGUCAGAGAAUCCCAGUGGCCCCACUUCCGUCCGCAGGUCCCAAGAUACGACUGGCUCUUCACAUAAACGCCACAACCCUGGCCCAACGCCUCGGUCUGCAUUUACGAAAGAUGAGAGACGAGGCUCAGAAUCCCUCCUUUUUGCACGGGCUGAUGGGCGGAAGGGAGGCGGAGACGAAGCAAGGCGACUGGCUCUUCAAGUCUCAGCAGACGGACGCCAGGCCGGCCACCAGCUUUCUUUGCAGCCUUGUCCACAGCCGCAGCCAUUCGGUCUUGGAUUCGAAGAGGGCUAG